AUGGAGCAAGUCCAUGUAGUAGAUGCAGAGCAGACAACGCCAUAUGCGUUUUUGGUGAACGAAAGAAAGCACAUGACAAAGUCUAUCCAAAAGGAAAUGCUCGAGCAGCAGCAGUCCCAACUCGUUUCUGGUCUUCGAGAGAUGUACAGAAAACUACAGAUGGGCGAAACUUGGCCCGGGGCGCCUCUAAAGGAAUCACACGGCGGCUUUCCGCUGACGCAUGACAUUCUCGAGCGUCUACAAGUGCUGCAUUCCAGCGAUUCGCCCAUGAAGAACGAAGUCUUUGAAGACGAUCUCGACGCACUUCAAGAACGUUGCAUGAGGGCAAACGGUCCUGCGCAGAAUCCACGAAGAAGGAGAGCUACAAGUGAAGAGUCGGAACCUGGCCUUACCUCAUCGGCGUCUUCGUCACAUGGGAUGUCGUCACCGGCGCAGUCGAUCGCGUUCCCAGACGCAAUACCGCAGCAUAAUACUCCUUCGACGCCCACAGUGGACAACGAUUUUUAUCAGUCGUUCAAUCGCAAACCUCAGUUUGCUGCGGUCGCGACUUCUCAGCCCAUGAGUUUCAACCCCUCCCCAGCAGCGCUACUGCAGCAAUCGUGGGCCAGUCAACAGCUUCCUCUGGAACAAACAAUGGACGUUGACAUGUACUCGUAUAAUCCAACUCUUAGCUGCGAUCCUCAACUUUUUUCAAACCCUGGUGUCUUCGGCAAUCAGGAUCCCAUGACCGCGAGUUGGCCUGAGUCAUUUGAUCAGCUUAUCAAUCCGAGUGCACUGCAAACGGUCUGA
Messenger RNA from Verruconis gallopava, 789 nucleotides. RefSeq lists its product as uncharacterized. NCBI's taxonomy places the organism in Eukaryota, Fungi, Ascomycota, Dothideomycetes, Venturiales, Sympoventuriaceae. Bases 1 to 789 code for a protein of 262 amino acids. The record is from RefSeq and is a predicted model, not a curated record. The transcript has 2 exons.